AUGUUUUAUGUUCAGCUCGGACCUCCUCAAUCGUUUUUAAUCGAUGACACCCAUACCCCACUUGCAUCUGUGCCUCUUCCGUUUUCUUGUGAUGAUACCUACUUUUCGGACUGGCCAGAAGAGAUGUGUCAAAACGUUUACAGGAGGCCAAAACCAUUGCCUGCUCACCCAGCUAUGUCAACUAUUCAGUUCGUAGGCUAUGCACCAAACCCACGUGCUAAUACUCCGAUGGCGUAUUUUAAUGUUGUUCCAUACUAUCUGGACGGACAGGAAUCCUGUGGUCAGUUGACAGUUAUAGCUUUGAAUGCAACUUCCGUUUCGUGUUCUUAUACUCGUUUUAUAGAGGAAGAAGAUGAUCCCGGACCAGUCAUCAUUCCCCAGUUUUACCGCAAGUUGGAAGUUCGCCGUUCACGCAGUGGAAGGCCUGAAGAUAAUGCUGUUUUGAAAUACAACAAGACAGACUAUGUGCCAAUGGAGAACGUCGCGUCCAGCGCCAUUAUCAACCCGAUAGUGCUGAUGUUGUUUCAUAUUCCGGCUCUCCGUAACGUUAUUCUAUCACAUAUCUGUGAGGACGAGCACUGUAUAGUUUGUCAGUUGGAUUUUGUGUUCAGGAUCAUCAGCGAUAAGAGCAAAUCAAAGGAGGCAGCAGCGGUAGGUGGUACACUUCCGUUAACUUACAGAUGCCCUCUUACUUGUUUUUAA
Molecule: messenger RNA, 702 nt
Organism: Cooperia oncophora
Lineage: Eukaryota; Metazoa; Nematoda; Chromadorea; Rhabditida; Trichostrongylidae
Source: the annotation of a GenBank genome assembly